Molecule: messenger RNA, 1314 nt
Organism: Daphnia pulicaria
Lineage: Eukaryota; Metazoa; Arthropoda; Branchiopoda; Diplostraca; Daphniidae
Product: acrosin-like
Exons: 7
Coding region: 1-1314 (437 amino acids)
Biological process (GO): proteolysis
Molecular function (GO): serine-type endopeptidase activity
Source: RefSeq, a predicted model, not a curated record
AUGAAGUAUCUGAUUGUUUGCAUGUUUGUGCUGUUGGCUGUGGCCAACACUCUGGCUCAGUACCCUAGCUACCCCGGAUUUAAUCCCAUGCUACCCUUCAAUCCUCCCGUUUCCCGCCAAUGGCCAAUCAACACGCAAAUGUGGCACGCCCAGGACGAGUUGGGUAGGGCCAGUUUCGGUUACGCCUACCCUGGCCAGUCUGCCGUCAAUUAUGUUGACGCUGCAGGUAAUAUGGUUGGCUCUUGGAGUUACAUCAACCCAAAUGGCAAAUUAGUUGCCACUUCAUACGUCGCUGAUCACCGAGGCUUCCGCGUUCAAUCCAACGACUUGCCAAUCGCACCCGUGGACAAUUCUGUCCCACCAGUGGUGGCGCCAGUUGUUCCAGUUGCUCCUGGAGUGACACCGCCUAGGAUUAAGGACGUUUCCAAGGAGGUUAAACCCGUUGUCGCCGUUAGGAAAUCCGUUCUUACCGACGUGACGGUUGCCGACAACUAUCAAUGUCUUAGGCCUACCGACCGCCGGAAGCGUCAAACCGACCAGUUCCCAGGUGGUGUCUUUCGGAUGGUAGCAAGCCAGAUAGUACCUGAGAAUAAAUACCCUUUCAUGGUGGCGCUGGUUACAUUAAGCAAGAAUAAGAAACGGUCUCAGCACGCUUGCGGAGCAUCUUUGAUUUCAUCGACCAAACUCCUCACCGCGGCUCACUGCAUAACAGACGAUUUGACGACUACAUUUGACGGUCGUAGUUACCAAGCCAAUUUUGGCCAACACUUCCGCAACGCCACGACAACCGAUGCCCAAGUGACGAGAGACGUCGUUGCUUAUGUCAUUCAUGAGAACUACGAACCUCGGUCGAAGGCGAACGACAUAGCUAUUCUGACGCUGGAUUCACCGGUGAAAUUCACCGAGACCAUCUCGCCCAUUUGCUUGCCAUCAAAGUGCAUGGACGACAACUUUGUCGGCAGGAGUGUGAGGGCCAUGGGCUGGGGCUACACCAAGGAAGAUUCUGGCACCGAAUCCGACUUCCUUCGAAGCGCUUCGUUCGACGUAAUUUCAAACGCAAAAUGCAGUAAAACUUACGGUGCUAUUAAGGAUCAUGAGUUCUGCGCCUACAAGGAGGGGAAAGACACGUGUCAAGGAGACAGCGGCGGCCCAUUGAUCACCGAUCACGGAAAUGACGAUCUCAAUUGCCGAUUCGUUCAGGUUGGCGUCGUCAGCGCUGGAUUUGGAUGUGCAAGGAAAGGAACACCCGGCGUAUACAUGAAAGUGACGUCAUUCGUUCCUUGGAUCAAAAAGUACCUUUACUUACAAGACUAA